GAGGAAUUGAAGAUCUCUGAGUAGACGAGCAAGCUGAAGAAAUGCCUCUUAAACGGGAAGAUACAGAGCGUGCUCUGUUGAUGAUGGAGACCUGUCAGUCAGCAGCAGGUGUAGGGUUCAGGCUGAGAGCUGAGAGACUGCUGCACAUUUUUCAGAGUGACCUGUUCCAGGCUUUGCUGGAUAUUCAAGAAUUUUAUGAACACACAGUGUGUGAAAAUCCAGUAUAUACACCUACAGAGAACCCUCAGAAAUACCGUUAUCAAGAUGAAGAGUCCCCACCCCCUGAGCACAGCCCCGCCCACAUAACAUCUGGAAAGAGUGGUGAGAUUUUGCAUCUUAGUGACGCAAGCCACGCCCCUACGGAUGGUCUUCAUGGUUACUCAACACAUGCGCAUAUAUCACCUGCAAAGCCUGUCUUACUGCCCAGCAGCCACGCCCCAUACUACGCCACGUCUACUCUAAUGAACGGAUUAAGUGGAGAAGUAGAAUAUGAAGAGAUCACAUUGGAGAGGGGGAAUUCUGGUUUGGGUUUCAGUAUAGCAGGUGGUACUGAUAAUCCGCAUGUAGGAGAUGAUCCGAGCAUCUUUAUCACCAAAAUUAUACCAGGAGGUGCAGCAGCUCAGGAUGGACGACUGAGGGUGAAUGACAGUAUCCUGUUUGUUAAUGAUGCUGAUGUGCGUGAGGUCACUCACAGUGAAGCGGUGGAGGUGCUGAAGGAGGCGGGGCCAAUCGUCCGUCUCUACAUCCUCCGCAGGAAACACAUCGAAAUCAAACUCAUCAAGGGCCCCAAAGGUCUGGGGUUCAGUAUAGCAGGUGGAGUGGGAAAUCAGCAUGUUCCUGGUGAUAACAGCAUCUAUGUGACUAAAAUCAUCGAUGGUGGAGCUGCACAUAAAGAUGGACGACUACAAAUUGGGGACAAAAUUCUUGCAGUAAAUAACAUGUGUUUGGAGGACGUGACACAUGAGGACGCUGUAGUGGCGCUGAAGAACACGGCAGAGGUUGUUUUUCUCAGAGUGAGCAAAGCUUCCAACCUGUACACUCAGGACACCUACAAUCCUCCUGAUAUCACCAGCUCGUACUCUGCUCAUAUGGAUGAGAUGAGUCAUGGUUAUCUGUCAGAUUACCCACAAACCCUCACUCCUAUGUCUCCACGUCGCUACUCACCCAUCCCCAAGGGCAUGAUGAUGGGAGACGAGGACAUUCCCAGGGAGCCGAGGCGUGUAAUGAUCCAUCGUGGUUUGUCAGGUUUGGGCUUUAACAUAGUUGGGGGUGAGGAUGGUGAGGGAAUCUUCAUCUCCUUUAUCUUAGCUGGAGGCCCUGCAGACCUUAGCGGAGAACUGCGCAAAGGAGACCAGAUACUAAGUGUAAAUGGUGUAGAUUUAAGACAUGCAACUCAUGAACAGGCUGCAUCAGCUCUGAAGAACGCUGGACAAACUGUCACCAUCAUCGCCCAAUACAGACCUGAGGAGUACAGUCGGUUUGAAGCUAAAAUCCAUGACCUGCGUGAGCAGCUGAUGAACAGCAGUUUAGGUUCAUCAUCGCUGCGGAGUAAGAGGAGCUUUUACAUCAGAGCUCUGUUUGAUUAUGAUAAGACAGCGGAUGGUGGCUUCCUCACUCAGGCUGUGAGUUUCCGUUUUGGUGAUGUUCUUUAUGUUCUGGACUGCAGUGAUGAAGAGUGGUGGCAGGCGAGACGUCUCUCUCCACAUGGGGACCUGGAGGAGACUGGGUACAUCCCUAGCAAACGAAGAGUUGAGAGGAAAGAGUGGUCACGCUUGAGGUCAAAAGGACGAGAUGAAUACAUGCAGAGUUAUGAGAUUGUUAUGCAGGUGGAAGUGCUUUAUGCUCGUCCAAUCAUAAUCCUUGGACCAUCAAAGGACCGUGUGAAUGACGACCUUCUGUCAGAAUUUCCAGACAAGUUCGGUUCCUGUGUGCCUCAUACAACGCGGCCAAGGCGGGACUAUGAGGUUGAUGGGCGGGACUAUCACUUUGUAUCGUCACGGGAACAGAUGGAGAAGGACAUUCAGAAUCACCGGUUCAUUGAGGCAGGACAGUACAACAGCCACCUGUACGGGACGAGUGUCCAGAGUGUAAGGGAGGUAGCUGAACAGCAGGGGAAGCACUGUAUUCUGGAUGUAUCUGCUAAUGCAGUGAGGAGACUACAGGCAGCUCAGCUUCACCCCAUUACCAUCUUCAUCAGACCCACAUCACUGCAGAACAUACUUGACAUUAAUAAGCGUCUGACUGAGGAACAGGCAAGAAGAGCUUUGGACAGAGGCAUCAAACUGGAACAGGACUUUAUAGAAUGCUUCACAGCAAUUGUGGAGGGUGAAAGCUUUGAGGAAAUUUAUCAUCGUAUCAAAUCUGUGAUAGAAGAACAAUCAGGACCCUACAUCUGGAUACCAGCAAGAGAGAGACUGUAAAACACACACACACAAACACACACACGCACAUAUACACAUACACACGCACAUACAGUUCACACACACACGCACAUACACACACACACAUACACACACAUACAAACACACACAGACAUACUGUACACAUACACACACACACGCACACAUACACAUACACACACACACAUACACACACACAAACUCACACACACAUACUGUACACAUACACACACAUACACAUACACACAUACACACACAUACACACGGACACAUACACACACAUACCCAUACACACACACACACACACACAGACAUACACACACGCACACACACACACACACACACACACACACACACAUACACACACUCACACAUCUGAGAGAGAAAAACAGGUCAUCAUUUCUACAGAGACUGAUUCAAAUAUAAACCUCCAUUGUACUGCCGCAUCAUUCAAUCAGAACAGCAGGUAGAAUCUCACUCUUUUUCUCUCUCUUUCACACACACACACACACACACACACACAAACACACACACUCUCUCUCUCUCUCUCUCUCUCUCUCACUCAUACGGUCAUCUGAAAGGACCAAAAGACCAAAAAAGCAAAAACAGACCGACGCAAUAAGAGUGGACAGAAGAGCACUCAGCACUUUACUCACACACACACACACACACACACACACACACACCCACACACACACACACUCACACACCCUUUAGAUACUUAUUGAAUGCUUAAAAUCCACACACUGUAUGUGUGCGUGUGUAUGUGUGUGUGUGCGUGUGUGUCUGUGAGAGUAUGUGUGUGUGUGCGUGUGUGUGUGCGUGUGUGUGCGUGAGUGUGUGUUUACAGUGUGUGUAAUGUAUAGGGCUACUGUAUAUAAUCUGCACAAUACAGGAUAUUUACUUUUUCCAGAAAAUCUACAAGCAAAAACGACAGACAGACAGACAGACAGACAGACAGACAGACAGACAGACAGACAGACAGACAGAGUGAGAGACAGACAGUGAGACAGACAGACAGACAGUGAGACAUUUGGGUCAAUGAUAAAUAUGAACUUUAAUCUGGUUGGGUUAAAAGAUUUUAUUUUACAUUUUAAAAUGGAAUUUUAUAUUUAAUUUGAAAGUAAAACAUUCCUGCUUUUAUUAAAAAAAUGUAAAAAGUAGAUUUCUAAUCUCUAAUAGAGUUUAUAAUGACUUUUAUUUCUUUGAGUUUUAAGCAUUAGUAAAAUAUAAUUAAAUGUAAAUGUUUUAUUAACAAUAAUGUCAUGCCGUUGACACGUGUUGUGUAUAUUACAGAGAGAGAGACAGAUAGAGAGAGAGAGACAGAUAGAGAGAGAGACAGAUAGAGAGAGAGACAGAUAGAGAGAGAGAGACAGAUAUACAUUACAUACAGAGACAGAGAGAGAGACGGGUGCAUUAAUUAAUAAAGGAAAACACUUAAAUUUAUUUAAAUUAUUCCUUUAUAACCUCAUUAUUUAUUUACGAGUUAUUGGGGAAUUGUCUGUCUGUCUGUCUGUCUGUCUGUCUGUCUGUCUGUCUGUCUGUCUGUUUACUUUUGAGAAAUGAGAGUGUGUUUUAUAUGUUAUUGACACUCAUUGUAUUACUUUACAACACUAUAUACUAUAUUCUGUAGAAUCAGGGCAUAUAUACACACACAGACACACACACAGACACACACAGACACACACACAGACACAGACACUGACACACACUGACACACAGACACAGACACAGACACACACAGUGACACACACACUGACACUGACACACACACACUGACACACACACACUGACACACACACUGACACUGACACACACACUGACACACACUGACACACACUGACACACACUGACACACACUGACACACACAGACACACACAGACACACACUGACACACACUGACACACACAGACACAAACACUGACACAGACACACACAGUGACACACACACCGACACUGACACACACUGACACAGACACUGACACUGACACACACUGACACAGACACUGACACAGAUACACACUGACACAGACACUGACACAGACACACACGUACGCACACACACUGACACAGACUGACACACAUACCGACACUGACACACACUGACAUACACAGACACACACAGACACACACACACCAACACAGACACACACACACUGGCGCACACACACUGACACACACACCGACACAGACUCACACACACUGGAGCACACACAAUGACACAAAACAUCGACACAGACACACACUGACACACACACACAAUGUGUGCUAAAAAGUGUAAUGAAGGA
This is a messenger RNA of Tachysurus vachellii, 4688 nucleotides long. Its product is annotated as disks large homolog 4-like. The coding region runs from base 42 to 2420 and encodes 792 amino acids. Lineage: Eukaryota; Metazoa; Chordata; Actinopteri; Siluriformes; Bagridae. Gene Ontology annotation, molecular function: kinase binding. The record is from RefSeq and is a predicted model, not a curated record. Gene Ontology annotation, biological process: chemical synaptic transmission; postsynaptic neurotransmitter receptor diffusion trapping; AMPA glutamate receptor clustering. Gene Ontology annotation, cellular component: postsynaptic density membrane; neuron projection; neuromuscular junction. The transcript is spliced from 22 exons.